Brassica oleracea var. oleracea is the source of this 2081-nucleotide messenger RNA. RefSeq names its product phosphoglucan phosphatase LSF1, chloroplastic. NCBI's taxonomy places the organism in Eukaryota, Viridiplantae, Streptophyta, Magnoliopsida, Brassicales, Brassicaceae. Gene Ontology annotation, cellular component: starch grain; chloroplast. Gene Ontology annotation, molecular function: protein binding; protein tyrosine/serine/threonine phosphatase activity; carbohydrate phosphatase activity. The transcript has 10 exons. Gene Ontology annotation, biological process: starch catabolic process; protein dephosphorylation. Bases 218 to 1960 code for a protein of 580 amino acids. The record is from RefSeq and is a predicted model, not a curated record.
AAUUGGGAUUAGAUAUUUAUCUGCACUAAAAGUCGAGUACACGUGUCACGUUGUAAGCAAAAAGGAAAGGUAGACACUUCCACGAGGAAGCGGGACCCAUGUGAAUCCACGUGGAUCACUUGUUCCUUACCCCCUCUUGUUCAUCUGCCGCCUCGUUUUCUGCUCACAGUCUCGAAGUUCCAUCGUAGCUCCCUCCGUCCACAUUCUCUGAUCGAUCAUGGCGCUUCUUCAACAAAUCUCCGGUUUCGGAGCUCUCGAACGAUCUUCUCCGUCGCUUUUGAUCGGAUCCGGGAACGGGAACGGCCGCGUAUACGGCGGGAGAGGAAAGGUCGGGUUCAGCAGGCGAAGACUCGUUCUCAAGGUUGUUGCGAUGUCGUCUUCGUCUACGUUCAAGAUGAAUUUGAACGAGUAUAUGGUCACGCUCGAGAAGCCUCUCGGGAUUCGCUUCGCGUUGUCAGCAGAUGGCAAGAUCUUCGUCCACGCCAUCAAAAAAGGGAGUAAUGCGGAGAAGGCGAGAAUCAUUAUGGUUGGAGAUACUCUUAAGAAGGCUAGCGACUCUUCUUCGGGUGGUUCUCUUGUCGAAAUCAAUGAUUUUGGUGAUACCGAGAAGAUGCUGGUAGAGAGAAGUGGAUCCUUCAGCCUUGUUCUUGAAAGACCAUUCUCCCCGUUUCCUAUUCAGUACCUUGUUCACCUGAGCGACCUUGAUUUGCUCUAUAACAGAGGACGCGUCUCCUUUGUUACUUGGAACCAGAAUCUUUUAUCAUCCAAUCUCAGAGCAGCAUCCCAGGGAAGUGGCAACUCUGGUUAUGCUGCUUUUUCCUCCAAAUUCUUCACUCCCCAUGGAUGGAAACUUUUGACCAAAAAUAGCAAUUCCUUUCAGUCAGGAGGGACGCACAAGAACAUUCUUUCUCCACCUAUCAGUCCAAUUGUCUGCGUCUUUUCAGAACAAGACCCUGGAGAUGGGGAGUGGGGUUAUGGUAAUUUCCCUCUAGAGGAAUACAUCAAAGCCCUUGACCGAUCCAAAGGAGAGCUUCAUUAUAACCAUACUCUUGGAAUGCGUUACAGUAAGAUUACAGAGCAGAUAUAUGUUGGCUCAUGUAUACAAACAGAAGAUGAUGUAGAAAAUUUGUCUGACGCAGGAAUUACUGCUAUACUGAACUUCCAAGGUGGAACUGAAGCUCAAAACUGGGGAAUUGAUUCAAAUAAAAUCAACGAUGCAUGCCAGAAAUCUGAAAUCUUAAUGAUCAACUAUCCUAUUAAGGAUGCAGAUUCCUUUGAUCUGAGGAAGAAACUACCACUUUGUGUUGGGCUUUUACUACGAUUACUUAAAAAGAACCAUCGUGUGUUUGUAACUUGUACCACUGGUUUUGACCGGUCGUCAGCUUGUGUGAUUGCUUAUCUACACUGGAUGACAGAUACCUCUCUUCAUGCUGCUUAUAGUUUCGUUACAGGAUUGCACGCUUGCAAACCUGACAGACCUGCAAUUGCUUGGGCAACAUGGGAUCUAAUUGCAAUGGUGGACGAUGGCAAACAUGAUGAACCUCCAACACACGCUGUGACCUUUGUGUGGAAUGGACAUGAGGGGGAGGAUGUAUUGUUGGUUGGAGAUUUCACUGGAAAUUGGAAAGAACCGAUAAAGGCAACGCACAAGGGCGGUCCACGUUUUGAAACAGAAGUUAGGCUUUCACAGGGAAAAUACUAUUACAAGUAUAUAAUCAACGGUGAUUGGAGGCAUUCAACAACUUCACCAACGGAAAGGGAUGAUCGAGGAAACACUAACAAUAUAAUAGUGGUUGGAGAUGUUGCUAACGUCAGGCCUACUAUUCAACAGCCAAGAAAGGAUGCAAAUAUCAUAAAAGUGAUAGAAAGAGUGCUGACAGAGAGCGAAAGGUUCAGGUUGGCAAAAGCAGCUCGGUGUAUUGCAUUCUCGGUCUGUCCAAUUAGACUCUGCCCAAAAUAGUUUUAUCUUUUGCUGUUUAUUAAUGGGGCAUAAACCAAAUAUUACUUCAACAAUGAAGGAAAAUACAUAGUAAACACAUUAUAAAAUGAGUUAUUUGAUUAUUCAGAGAAAAAUUAAUUAA